Salvelinus fontinalis (brook trout) is the source of this 4276-nucleotide messenger RNA. RefSeq lists its product as uncharacterized. Lineage: Eukaryota; Metazoa; Chordata; Actinopteri; Salmoniformes; Salmonidae. The record is from RefSeq and is a predicted model, not a curated record. Bases 2714 to 4276 code for a protein of 520 amino acids. The transcript has 2 exons.
CUCUCUGAUUCCAGCUGACCUAUGACCCUCUCCUCUCUGAUGCCAGCUGACCUAUGACCCUCUCCUCUCUGAUACUAGCUGACCUAUGACCCUCUCUGAUGCCAGCUGACCUAUGACCCUCUCCUCUCUGAUGCCAGCUGACCUAUGACCCUCUCUUCUCUGAUACUAGCUGACCUAUGACCCUCUCCUCUCUGAUGCCAGCUGACCUAUGACCCUCUCCUCUCUGAUUCCAACUGACCUAUGACCCUCUCCUCUCUGAUGCCAGCUGACCUAUGACCCUCUCCUCUCUGAUACUAGCUGAUCUAUGACCCUCUCCUCUCUGAUGCCAGCUGACCUAUGACCCUCUCCUCUCUGAUGCCAGCUGACCUAUGACCCUCUCCUCUCUGAUACUAGCUGACCUAUGACCCUCUCCUCUCUGAUGCCAGCUGACCUAUGACCCUCUCCUCUCUGAUUCCAACUGACCUAUGACCCUCUCCUCUCUGAUGCCAGCUGACCUAUGACCCUCUCCUCUCUGAUACUAGCUGAUCUAUGACCCUCUCCUCUCUGAUGCCAGCUGACCUAUGACCCUCUCCUCUCUGAUGCCAGCUGACCUAUGACCCUCUCCUCUCUGAUACUAGCUGACCUAUGACCCUCUCCUCUCUGAUGCCAGCUGACCUAUGACCCUCUCCUCUCUGAUACUAGCUGACCUAUGACCCUCUCCUCUCUGAUGCCAGCUGACCUAUGACCCUCUCCUCUCUGAUGCCAGCUGACCUAUGACCCUCUCUGAUACUAGCUGACCUAUGACCCUCUCCUCUCUGAUGCCAGCUGACCUAUGACCCUCUCCUCUCUGAUACUAGCUGACCUAUGACCCUCUCCUCUCUGAUGCCAGCUGACCUAUGACCCUCUCCUCUCUGAUACUAGCUGACCUAUGACCCUCUCCUCUCUGAUGCCAGCUGACCUAUGACCCUCUCCUCUCUGAUACUAGCUGACCUAUGACCCUCUCGUCUCUGAUGCCAGCUGACCUAUGACCCUCUCCUCUCUGAUGCCAGCUGACCUAUGACCCUCUCCUCUCUGAUACUAGCUGACCUAUGACCCUCUCCUCUCUGAUGCCAGCUGACCUAUGACCCUCUCCUCUCUGAUACUAGCUGACCUAUGACCCUCUCCUCUCUGAUGCCAGCUGACCUAUGACCCUCUCCUCUCUGAUACUAGCUGACCUAUGACCCUCUCGUCUCUGAUGCCAGCUGACCUAUGACCCUCUCCUCUCUGAUGCCAGCUGACCUAUGACCCUCUCCUCUCUGAUACUAGCUGACCUAUGACCCUCUCCUCUCUGAUGCCAGCUGACCUAUGACCCUCUCCUCUCUGAUACUAGCUGACCUAUGACCCUCUCCUCUCUGAUGCCAGCUGACCUAUGACCCUCUCCUCUCUGAUGCCAGCUGACCUAUGACCCUCUCCUCUCUGAUGCCAGCUGACCUAUGACCCUCUCCUCUCUGAUGCCAGCUGACCUAUGACCCUCUCCUCUCUGAUACUAGCUGACCUAUGACCCUCUCCUCUCUGAUGCCAGCUGACCUAUGACCCUCUCCUCUCUGAUACUAGCUGACCUAUGACCCUCUCCUCUCUGAUGCCAGCUGACCUAUGACCCUCUCCUCUCUGAUUCCAACUGACCUAUGACCCUCUCCUCUCUGAUGCCAGCUGACCUAUGACCCUCUCCUCUCUGAUACUAGCUGACCUAUGACCCUCUCCUCUCUGAUGCCAGCUGACCUAUGACCCUCUCCUCUCUGAUGCCAGCUGACCUAUGACCCUCUCCUCUCUGAUGCCAGCGGACCUAUGACCCUCUCCUCUCUGAUGCCAGCUGACCUAUGACCCUCUCUGAUGCCAGCUGACAUAUGACCCUCUCCUCUCUGAUACCAGCUGACCUAUGACCCUCUCCUCUCUGAUGCCAGCUGACCUAUGACCCUCCCCUCUGAGUGUGGGGUUGUUCCCUCUAGUCUGCUUCCCAUUCUAUUCCCUCUAUAGACCAGGGCCCAUAAGGCUCCACAGGACAUGAUGCCAUUGGGAUGCAUGCUAACUGUACCUGCACAGUGGUCUCUCUCUCUUCUCUCCCUUGUUUUCUUGGUGACAUUCCAUCUUGUGUUUAAAACGUCUCUCCCUGCCUUUUAUGGAGAAGUACCCCAGGCAACUAUUCACCCCUCUCCUCUCCUCCUCUCUCUCCCUUUCUCAUCUCUCUCCCCCUCUCUCUUUCUCUCCCUUCUCCCUUUCUCUCCCCCUCUCUCCCCUUUUCUACGUCUCUCUCUCCUCUCUCUUCCCUCUAUCCCCGUCAACUCUCUCUCUCUCUCUCUCUCUCCCCCUUGCCCCCCUCUCUCUAUCCCCCUCUCAUCUCUUUCUCUCUCUCUCCAACUGUCUCUCUCCCUCUUGGCACAGACAUGCUCAGGAGAGUACUGAUAACACUCCUCGCCGCUGGCAGAGGGAAGGGAGGAGGUGAAGGUCUUGUUAAGACUGUGUCAAUGCGGACCAAUCAGCACUCCUCCUCCUCAGACUGUGUCAAUGUGAACCAAUCAGAUCUCGUCCUCUCAGACUGUGUCAAUGUGAACCAAUCAGAUCUCGUCCUCUCAGACUGUGUCAAUGCGGACCAAUCAGCACUCCUCCUCUCGGACUGUGUCAAUGCGGACCAAUCAGCACUCCUCCUCAGACUGUGUCAAUACGGACCAAUCAGCACUCCUCCUCUUAGACUGUGUCAAUGCUGACCAAUCAGCACUCCUCUCAGACUGUCAAUACGGCCCAAUCAGCACUCCUCCUCUCAGACUAUGUCAAUAAGGACCAAUCAGCACUCCUCCUCUCAGACUGUGUCAAUACGGACCAAUCAGCACUCCUCCUCUCAGACUGUCAAUACGGACCAAUCAGCACUCUUCCUCUCAGACUGUGUCAAUACGGACCAAUCAGCACUCCUCCUCUCAGACUGUCAAUACGGACCAAUCAGCACUCCUCCUCUCAGACUGUCAAUACGGACCAAUCAGCACUCCUCCUCUCAGACUGUCAAUACGGCCCAAUCAGCACUCCUCUCAGACUGUCAAUACGGACCAAUCAGCACGCCUCCUCUCAGACUGUGUCAAUACGGACCAAUCAGCACUCCUCCUCUCAGACUGUGUCAAUACGGACCAAUCAGCACUCCUCCUCUCAGACUGUCAAUACGGACCAAUCAGCACUCCUCCUCUCAGACUGUGUCAAUACGGACCAAUCAGCACUCCUCCUCUCAGACUGUCAAUACGGACCAAUCAGCACUCCUCCUCCUCAGACUGUGUCAAUACGGACCAAUCAGCACUCCUCCUCUCAGACUGUGUCAAUACGGACCAAUCAGCACGCCUCCUCUCAGACUGUGUCAAUACGGACCAAUCAGAACUCGUCCUCUCAGACUGUGUCAAUACGGACCAAUCAGCACUCCUCCUCUCAGACUGUCAAUACGGACCAAUCAGCACUCCUCCUCUCAGACUGUCAAUACGGCCCAAUCAGCACUCCUCUCAGACUGUCAAUACGGACCAAUCAGCACUCCUCUCAGACUGUCAAUACGGACCAAUCAGCACUCCUCCUCUCAGACUGUCAAUACGGACCAAUCAGCACUCCUCCUCUCAGACUGUGUCAAUACGGACCAAUCAGCACUCCUCCUCUCAGACUGUCAAUACGGACCAAUCAGCACUCCUCCUCUCAGACUGUGUCAAUACGGACCAAUCAGCACUCCUCCUCUCAGACUGUCAAUACGGACCAAUCAGCACUCCUCCUCUCAGACUGUCAAUACGGACCAAUCAGCACUCCUCCUCUCAGACUGUCAAUACGGACCAAUCAGCACUCCUCUCAGACUGUCAAUACGGACCAAUCAGCACUCCUCCUCUCAGACUGUCAAUACGGACCAAUCAGCACUCCUCCUCUCAGACUGUGUCAAUACGGACCAAUCAGCACUCCUCCUCUCAGACUGUGUCAAUACGGACCAAUCAGCACUCCUCCUCUCAGACUGUCAAUACGGACCAAUCAGCACUCCUCCUCUCAGACUGUCAAUACGGACCAAUCAGCACUCCUCCUCUCAGACUGUGUCAAUACGGACCAAUCAGCACUCCUCCUCUCAGACUGUGUCAAUACGGACCAAUCAGCACUCCUCCUCUCAGACUGUGUCAAUACGGACCAAUCAGCACUCCUCUCAGACUGUCGGCCCCAGUUACCAGUAGAUGUCUUGAUAACAGAAACAGCGAGUCAGGGGGUUCCUGCGCCACAUGAAAUUGUUAAAAUAAUUCAUAUUUCUGGUUUUAUAUGA